Molecule: messenger RNA, 1552 nt
Organism: Mytilus trossulus (common blue mussel)
Lineage: Eukaryota; Metazoa; Mollusca; Bivalvia; Mytilida; Mytilidae
Product: centrosomal AT-AC splicing factor-like
Exons: 9
Coding region: 69-1451 (460 amino acids)
Source: RefSeq, a predicted model, not a curated record
CUUUUUGCAAAAUAAGCCACAAACAGAAGAAGAAACAUGUCUACUCUAAAAAGCACCAAUCUAUAAUAAUGAGAAUUCUUCAAAAGUUUUCAGAAAAGGUGAAAUCUGCUAAGACUACAUUAGACAGUCCAGAUCUACACGAGACUGGUUUUGAGAUUGGAGCAAAGUUUUGGUGUUAUUUCUGUGUGGAUGAAUUCGACAAGCAUCUUCAGUUAGAUACGUGUAUAGUGAAAUUUGGAGGAUUGUUGGAACACAUUACACUAGAUACCCACAGAACAGCUGUUUAUAUGUUUUUACGGCAACAUAGAUUAGAUGAGGAGAAGCAACAAGCUGCACAGUUCUUACUGUCACAAGAUGCUUUGAUAAAAUUUAAAGAAGCUACAGUUUUGAAGUUAAGAAAGUAUGAAGAAAGGAAAAGAAAUACUCUUAAAAUGGAAUCUAAACACAUAGAAGAAGAAGAAACCAGAAGAAGAAUGAUGUGCCAUGAAUUCAUGUCUGAGCCACAGUUAGAAAGAAACAAUAAAACAAGCUCUAGAAGUAAUGAACCUAGAAGUGUUCCGAAUGUCCAGAGGAAGGCAACUUUAUCAGCACAUGGUGAAGGGCUGACAUUUAUUGGAACUCAAAAAUUAGGGCCAGUUGAAGACAAUGUUCAUACAGAUGCUCUACCACCAUGGCUUCAAGGAGAGGGAGACACACAUGACAGAAGUGAAAUUGGUCCUACCAUAGAGGAUUAUAAAAAACAUUUAGAAAAAGAGAAAUCCAGAAAAUUACCAGCCGGUAGAGUAGGUGCCAAGUUUGACCGAUCUGGUUCCUUGUCAUCACAGUGGUUACCAUCCUUUGGGAGAGUAUGGAAUACAGGGAGGAGACAGCAAUCAGAGAUCUUCUUCAGGAAAGAAUUAGGCAUGUCAAACACAACAGCUGAUGUACACAACAAGUAUGAUGUUAGCGAGGAGAAAACUAGUAAUAAAACUCAAGUGUCAGUUAACAUUAGACCAUAUGUAAAGAAGAAACGAGUUUGUGAAACAGUCACAAACAAUGAAAUGGAGAGACAGCCGAAUUCUGAAUUACAACCUUAUCAACACUCUUAUCAAAAUACAAGCAAUGGAAUUGAGAGACUGUCAAACUCUGAUCUACAAAAUCAUCACCAUUCUUACCAGGCUACCAGAACACAUAUCCAACCAUACAUAAGGAAAAAUAUGAUAUCUGACAGGACUAUGAACAAUUUACCUAACAAUAAUUGUAAUAUGCCAAACAUACAUAACUUUCAAAGUUUGGGACAGGUUUAUAAUACUGUGGGUCACCCUGGUCAAGGUGCACCUUGGUAUGGAAGAAAUAAUGAACAACAAUAUUACAACUUUCAAGAACAGAAUAGAACUGAUAUACCAAAUAACUACAACGCAAUGAGUAGUUGUAUUCCGCCUUCAAGUACUGCAUCAAUGCCAUAUACUUAGUGAAAAACAUGUCUACAUUUUAUAAACAUAGUAUAUUGAAUUAUGCUGUAUUUGUUUACAGAAUUGAAAUCACAGGAAAUAAAACAUCUGUUCUCACUUUA